This is a messenger RNA of Sclerotinia trifoliorum, 1382 nucleotides long. NCBI's taxonomy places the organism in Eukaryota, Fungi, Ascomycota, Leotiomycetes, Helotiales, Sclerotiniaceae. The record is from the annotation of a GenBank genome assembly.
UGGGUUACGCGACCUCUUCACCAAGCUUCUUGGGAAUCGUCUCUUUCAAGCCCUGGUUGAUAAAUGGCUUUGCCAACCCACACGGUAACAUUUUUACUCGAAAUAUUGGUUAAAUCAAAGAAUCUAGUUGAUUGCAAGUGGUUUGCCUUUUAAUGGUAGAAGAGCGGCGAUUAUGCUGCCUUUUGCGAAGAGCAUAAUUCACGGUUCAAUUCGAGUUCGACUGGCAGGUUUUGUCUACGACAAUGGUGCUGGAGCACUGUGCAAACGAAACAUGUUCCAGCUGGUCUUUGGCGACACGUAAAAUGUCAUCUCAUCUUGAAAGCUUUCAAACUAUCGGAUCGUGGGGGAUGUUGUUGCUUGAAAUGUUAUUGUGCAUUCUUGUUGAUGUUGUCCCAGUAACAGUCCCAAGCACCCCACGUUUACCACGUUUUAACCACAUCUCGUGUUACACUCAUUUGGACUUGGAUGGAACAACCAGUGCCUGAUCUGAUAUCUUGCAGUAUCUAUCCUUCCUUGAGACUGCUCCAAACAACUCAGAAUCCAAUCCAUACAUUCUUAACAUGGCAUCAUCAAACGCAUUCUCUCCUACUCUGGCAGUGUCUCUGCCCAUCCUUGCCAAAAUGAUCGACCACUCUCUCCUGCAUCCCACCAUGACCGAUGCCGAGAUUUCAAUAGGACUCUCCAUCGCAGCCAAAUAUAAAGUCGCAACUGCAUGCGUCAAGCCAUACUCCAUAGAACAAGCUGUCUCCGCACUAAAGGAUACUGGUGUCGAAGUAUGCCCUGUGAUCGGAUUUCCUGCUGGAAACAACACGACGGAGGUGAAGGUCUUCGAAGCAAGCAAAGCCGUGGAGGCUGGUGGGAAAGAAAUCGAUAUGGUUAUUAACAUCGGUAAGGCUUUGGGAGGGGAUUGGGAUUAUGUCCAGAAAGAAAUACAAGCGGUCAACGACGCUGUGGUUUCCAAAGGUUCAAUUUUAAAAGUUAUUUUCGAGAAUGAUUAUCUUACCGAUUUGGAGAUUGUGAAGCUAUGCCAUAUAUGUAGUGACGUCGGGGUGGCAUUUGUGAAGACUAGUACGGGUUAUGGGUUUGUGAAGCAGAGCAAUGGGAUGUACAGUUAUCAAGGUGCCACAUUACCGCAUCUGGAUCUAAUGCGGAAAAGUGUGAAGGCGGGAGUGCAGAUUAAGGCUGCUGGAGGAGUGAGAACUUUGGAUGAUUUAUUAAGAGUGAGGGCGCUAGGUGUCACGAGAGUGGGUGCUACUGCCACUGAGGCAAUUCUUGAGGAGGCUGUGAGAAGAGGAAUCGGAGAAGAAUUAGUCGUAGUAUUUGUGCUUCCGCUUAAAUCUACUUGAAAUGAUUGUCGAGCUGAAAAAAUGCCGAUGCAAUGU